CUGUGUAGUCCUUCCAAAUACCUCUCAAAGACGGCUGCGUAAAGUCAUGUCUUGCAGCUGAAAGAUGACACUGGGUCCUGACGUGCAAAUUCUCCGGAAAAUGAUUAAGCAGCAGUUCCGCAAGCGCAGGGUGCCGCUUUCACUGCUUUUGUUGCUUCAAUUCGUCGCUAACACUGUGUUCGAUUGUUCAACCACGGAACACGGGCCUAUCUCUCUGAAAUGUGAAUCGACACAGUGGGCGUCAUGAUACUGCCUCUGCAAUGGUCAAGGUCGAUUUUCUCUUGUCCGAAACAGACAGUAGUGACCCGGAGGCAGAGGAGGAUGAUUCAUCCGAGCAGGAACCACCCGAGCCAGAACACGAGCCGUCAAAUACGCGCAAGUCGACACCGACAUGGUCAACCGAGCUCAUCAACGAAACUCCAUCGUCAUGUCAGAGGUCGAUUUCUGCAUGCAUGAUAGACCCAUUUCAACCGCUUCCAAUCGAGGUCGACAAGGUCACCAAUCAGUUGUUACACUUCUAUGGGCAGGACAGGUAUUGGCAGACUGCCUAUGCCUUGUCUGACAAGAUCAAGCCCAGCAUCAAGGGCUCGUGGGAGUAUCAGACGGGCUUGUCCAAGACCCAUCUUCACACUCUCAUGGCACGUUCUGCUCUCCAUCAGCUGCGAAUGAACGGAAACCUGGCUCCAGCCUCUCGAAGAGCUUUGGAGACUGCCGCAUUGAAGCAUCAGGGGGACGCCUUGGCUGUUCUGAGGAGGAAGGUCGCUCUAGGACCUAGUGCUGACCGAAAGGAGGUUCUUACGGCUUGCCUCAGUCUCGCGACGUUCGAGCAGCGGUAUGGCAAACGUGAGACAUCGUACAUACAUUUUGGAGUUGCCAGAGACAUCGUGAGGCAGCUUGGGUUCCGAGGUGGGCUGCACGAUCGGCUCAGAGAAGAACAGGCUUUGUGGUUCGAAGGAAUCUACAGCGAUCCUUUGGCUUCGUUCAUCUGGGCCAAAGAGGACGCGAGUCGGAGGUUCAAGUGGUUGACGAGCUUGUUGGAAGAGGUUGACCGUCUCUGACGAGACCGUCAUCGACUACCACCCCAUCUCAGGGUCGCUUUCAUCAAUGUCGGAACAAGACUGCAUUUCCUCUGUCGCAGGACGGAAAAGAGGCUGAUUAGCGUUUAUGGCGACAUUGACGACAGUAUCUCGCAGCAAAGAUGUGUAUUGAUCAUUGUUUGUAUCGUCAUGGGGCUUUUUGGGCAAUUGGAUGAUGCGAACACUUUGGGUCCAACUCCGGAUCUCGCUGCAGUCAUAGUGCCAUUGGUGCCUAUGCCGGCUGGAUCGAGGAAAAGC
Molecule: messenger RNA, 1334 nt
Organism: Exophiala viscosa
Lineage: Eukaryota; Fungi; Ascomycota; Eurotiomycetes; Chaetothyriales; Herpotrichiellaceae
Exons: 1
Coding region: 261-1058 (265 amino acids)
Source: RefSeq, a predicted model, not a curated record